Molecule: messenger RNA, 996 nt
Organism: Entrophospora candida
Lineage: Eukaryota; Fungi; Glomeromycota; Glomeromycetes; Entrophosporales; Entrophosporaceae
Source: the annotation of a GenBank genome assembly
AUGAACAACUUUGAUAUCUUGGUUUCCGCAGCUCUUAGUUUGCACAAUAAUGAUGAUAACAAAGAUUUAAGCGCUUCUUAUCAUCAACAAUCAAACCCCGAGCUUAUGGUGAUCGAUCCAAAUGAAAUAAUCAGAUCUUCUGAAAGAAUAGUUAGCCAACUUGUCAACCAAAACUAUUACUUUAACAUCGAGACUGACAAAUAUAACAAUUCACAACAAAGUAACACAUCAUUUCAAGAAAAGAAGGUCGAGGACGCAUUAAUAAAUGUAAAUAAUGCCAUCAAAACGGCCUUGAAUGUAUAUAAUGAUUUAAUAAGUGCUGUCCCAGAAGGCACUGUGCCAAAUAUAUUACCGCCAAGUAAUUUAAGCGACAGACUUGACGAAUUUAAAAAAGUAUUCAGGCUUGAAAAAAAUCAUGACAGUAAUGAUGAACCUGUGGAUGAAGAAGAUAUAGAAACCGAAAAGAGCUUCGAAAGCAAACCACACUCAUUGCAACUUUCACAAAAGCGGAAACAGCAGAAACAACUUGAACCAGGAAAUAGCCGGUAUAAUACACGAAGCAAAGAUGGCACAUUAAAGCCUCGAGCCAUAUAUGAUGGAACUGUGAUUGAAGAUGGCAAGGCUUCUGUAAAACAGCGUAAAAAAGAGAUCCCGCGUGCUCCAAAAAAAUCCUUUUAUUAUUUCUUUAAUGAUUAUUGUGCAGAGAUGAGAUCAAAUAAUGUCAAAACGCACUCGGGCCAAUUAAUGAAGGGUGCGGGUGAAAAAUGGCGAGAAUUGCCUGAAAGUGAAAAAAGGAUAUAUCAUCUUCGACAAGAGGAGGCUACAACAAAAUAUCAAGCGGCGAAUGAGAUAAAUAAAGCCGAGAAAAAUACCUCGGCACGAAAGAGAUCUUUGGAGGAGGUACCAGAGACACAGAUAACGACAACAGAAUCUUUUCCUGAUGCUGCUGUCAAUAACAAUAGUAGCAGAGCUCACAAGAGACGUUGUAUCUCUUGA